CUGGACGUCAGUGACACGCAGGCGGCCAUGGGGGUCAAGAGCUGCGGCUGGGCCAUGAACGACGGAGGAAAUAAGAUCCAGGUGUACAGUCUGGAGACGGGGAAGCUGGCGGCGACUGUGGGGAACUCAGCUGGAGAUUUCACCUGCAUCAACCUUAGAGAUGGCCCCCCUAACCUGCUGGUGUGUGGCAAUAAAGACAGGAGGGUCCGGGUGUUUGACCUGCGCUCUGGUCUCUCCGUGGCCUCUCUGUACGCCCACCACCUGGGGGUGACGGCCGUGCAGGGGGACGAGUGGAAGCUGGUGAGCGGGGGCGGCGAGGGCCUGGUGUGUGUGUGGGAGAUGCGCAUGGCAGCCAAGCUGUGGGAGAUGCACAACAGGCACCCCGUGCGGCACAUAUGGUUUGACGCGAGCACCCUGGUGACAGCCAACAUUCCUGACGAGAAGUCUCCUCGGGGGGCCUGCAUCACAGACGAUGACCUCACCGCUCAUCGAAGACACCGUGGAGUCAUCAGCCUCUAUGACUUCUCAGAGGACGCUACAGUCCAGGACAACGUUCUGCCCAUCUGUCGGUCCAACUACGUAGAGGAGUCGGGCUACAACUACAACAUCGGCCUGUCCAUGCCGUACGACGCGCUCAGUCAUCGCUCUACCAGCUGAACACCCCAGGGACCAGGAUAAUGUUGGGUCUUGUUGGGCAAGUCCAGUGUUAGGCUGCUCAGACAUUUUUACAUUACUUGUACAGAAAUUGUACAUUAUUUUACAAAAAAAAGAGAAAAAAGUACUGCUGAAUUAAUGAGAGAUAUUGAUGAGGUACAGUUUCAUGUCCAUGUGUGGUGUAAUCAUCGUAUUGGUGUAAUUUCAAUGAUGAUUUGUCCUUGAGUUGAAAUACAGGUUGAUAUUUCACUGUUUUCUGUAUUUCAUAUUAUCAGUCAAUCUGAAAGUGCUUUGUAUCGUUUAUCGUGAUUCAUAUCAUCGUCAAAGUCUGUACAUAAAUUACCAAUGAAAAUUCAGUUUCUUCAGUGUCUGUCUCCUCAGAAUCAUUGUGUUGUUCUCAAUACCAUUAAAAGGAGUCAUUUCUUAAAGCAA
This is a messenger RNA of Clupea harengus (Atlantic herring), 1086 nucleotides long. RefSeq names its product F-box/WD repeat-containing protein 8 (gene fbxw8). The coding region runs from base 28 to 657 and encodes 209 amino acids. The transcript has 5 exons. Gene Ontology annotation, molecular function: protein binding. The record is from RefSeq and is a predicted model, not a curated record. Lineage: Eukaryota; Metazoa; Chordata; Actinopteri; Clupeiformes; Clupeidae.